Dipodomys ordii (Ord's kangaroo rat) is the source of this 7160-nucleotide messenger RNA. RefSeq names its product endoplasmic reticulum to nucleus signaling 1 (gene Ern1). The transcript is spliced from 22 exons. Lineage: Eukaryota; Metazoa; Chordata; Mammalia; Rodentia; Heteromyidae. Gene Ontology annotation, biological process: mRNA processing; IRE1-mediated unfolded protein response; protein phosphorylation. Bases 133 to 3060 code for a protein of 975 amino acids. The record is from RefSeq and is a predicted model, not a curated record. Gene Ontology annotation, molecular function: protein serine/threonine kinase activity; ATP binding; RNA endonuclease activity. Gene Ontology annotation, cellular component: IRE1-TRAF2-ASK1 complex.
AGGGCCGGGAAUGGGGCUGCCGCCGCCGCCUAGUCAGCUCAGUGUCCGCGGGAGCUCGGCCACUGCCGCGCUGUCGUCGCGCCGCCCCCGGAAUCGGCCGGCCGGGCCCGAAGCCAAGGCCGAGUCCCCGCCAUGCCGGCACGGUGGCUGCCGCUGCUGCUGGGGCUGCUGCUGCCCGGCCCCGAGAUCUUUGGAAGCACCAGUACAGUAACACUGCCUGAAACCUUGUUGUUUGUUUCAACCCUGGAUGGAAGUUUGCAUGCUGUCAGCAAGAGGACAGGCUCAAUCAAGUGGACUUUAAAAGAAGAUCCAGUCCUGCAAGUUCCAACACAUGUGCAAGAGCCUGCCUUCCUCCCAGAUCCCAAUGAUGGCAGCCUGUAUACACUUGGAGGCAAGAACAAUGAAGGACUGACGAAACUUCCCUUUACCAUCCCAGAACUGGUACAGGCAUCCCCCUGCCGAAGUUCAGAUGGAAUCCUCUACAUGGGUAAAAAGCAGGACAUUUGGUAUGUCAUCGACCUACUGACUGGAGAGAAGCAGCAGACUCUGUCAUCAGCCUUUGCAGAUAGCCUCUGCCCAUCAACCUCUCUUCUGUAUCUUGGACGGACAGAAUACACCAUCACCAUGUAUGACACCAAGACCCGAGAGCUCCGCUGGAAUGCCACCUACUUUGACUAUGCAGCCUCCCUUCCUGAGGACGACGUGGACUACAAGAUGUCCCACUUUGUGUCAAAUGGCGAUGGGCUAGUGGUGACUGUGGACAGUGAAUCUGGGGAUGUCUUGUGGAUCCAAAACUACGCCUCCCCCGUGGUGGCCUUCUAUGUCUGGCAGCGGGAAGGUCUGAGGAAGGUGAUGCACAUCAAUGUGGCUGUGGAGACCCUGCGCUACCUGACCUUCAUGUCUGGUGAGGUGGGACGCAUUACCAAGUGGAAGUACCCAUUCCCCAAAGAGACGGAGGCCAAGAGCAAGCUGAUGCCCACCUUGUAUGUUGGGAAGUACUCUACCAGUCUCUACGCCUCGCCCUCUAUGGUACACGAGGGAGUCGCUGUUGUGCCUCGUGGCAGCACUCUUCCUUUGCUGGAAGGUCCCCAGACUGAUGGUGUCACCAUUGGAGACAAGGGGGAAUGUGUGAUCACACCUAGCACCGACCUCAAGUUUGACCCUGGACUCAAGGGGAAGAACAAACUAAACUACUUGAGGAAUUACUGGCUUCUCAUAGGACACCAUGAAACCCCACUGUCUGCAUCUACUAAGAUGCUGGAGAGAUUUCCUAACAAUAUACCCAAACAUCGGGAAAAUGUGAUUCCUGCUGAUGUGGAGAAAAAGAACUUUGAAGAAGUUAUUAACCUGGUUGACCAGGCUUCAGAAAACACACCAAUUACCAUGUCUCAGGAUGUAGAAGAAAAGUUGGCUCCUGCUCCUGCCAAGCCUGAGGCUCCUGUGGACUCCAUGCUCAAAGACAUGGCCACCAUUAUCCUGAGCACCUUCCUGCUGGUCGGCUGGGUGGCUUUCAUCAUCACCUACCCGCUGAGCAUGCAUCAGCAGCACCAGCUCCAGCACCAGCAGUUCCAGAAGGAACUGGAGAAAAUCCAGCUCCUACAGCAGCAGCAGCUGCCUUUCCACCACCAUGGAGAUGCAACCCAGGACACGGAGCUCCUAGACACAUCUGGCCUCUACUCAGAGAGCUCAGGAACCAGCAGCUCCAGCCCAUCCCCCAGAGCCUCCAACCACUCAAUGCACUCCAGCAGCUCCGCCUCCAAGGCCGGUGCCAGCCUCUCCCUGGAGCAAGACGAUGAGGAUGAGGAAACCAGUGUGGUGAUUGUGGGGAAAAUUUCAUUCUGUCCCAAGGAUGUCCUGGGUCAUGGAGCCGAGGGCACAAUUGUGUACCGGGGCAUGUUUGACAAUCGUGAUGUGGCUGUGAAGAGGAUCCUCCCCGAGUGUUUCAGCUUCGCUGACCGGGAGGUCCAGCUGCUGCGAGAGUCAGAUGAGCACCCAAAUGUGAUCCGUUACUUCUGCACGGAGAGGGACCGGCAGUUCCAGUACAUUGCCAUCGAGCUGUGCGCAGCCACACUGCAGGAGUACGUGGAACAGAAGGACUUUGCCCACCUUGGUCUAGAGCCCAUCACCUUGCUGCAGCAGACCACCUCAGGCCUGGCGUACCUCCACUCCCUCAACAUUGUUCACAGAGACCUGAAGCCCCACAACAUUCUCCUCUCCAUGCCCAAUGCACAUGGCAGGAUCAAGGCCAUGAUUUCCGACUUUGGCCUUUGCAAGAAGCUGGCAGUGGGCAGACACAGCUUCAGCCGCCGUUCUGGGGUACCUGGCACCGAAGGCUGGAUUGCCCCUGAGAUGCUGAGCGAAGACUGCAAGGAGAACCCUACCUACACAGUGGACAUCUUCUCGGCAGGCUGUGUCUUCUACUACGUCAUCUCAGAGGGCAGCCACCCUUUCGGCAAGUCCCUUCAGAGGCAGGCUAAUAUCCUCCUGGGUGCCUGCAGCCUUGACUGCUUCCACCCAGACAAGCAUGAAGAUGUCAUUGCACGGGAGUUGAUAGAGAAAAUGAUCGCAAUGGAUCCCCAGCAGCGACCCUCAGCGAAACAUGUGCUAAAGCAUCCAUUCUUCUGGAGCCUGGAAAAGCAGCUCCAGUUCUUCCAGGACGUGAGUGACCGAAUAGAAAAGGAAUCCCUGGAUGGCCCAAUAGUGAGGCAGUUAGAGAGAGGCGGGAGAGCCGUGGUGAAGAUGGACUGGCGGGAGAACAUCACCGUCCCCCUCCAGACAGAUCUGCGUAAAUUCAGAACCUACAAAGGUGGCUCUGUCAGAGAUCUCCUCCGAGCCAUGAGAAAUAAGAAGCACCACUACCGGGAACUCCCUGUGGAGGUGCGGGAGACUCUGGGCUCCCUCCCUGAAGAAUUUGUUCGCUACUUCACAUCACGCUUCCCCCACCUCCUCUCACAUACCUACCAGGCCAUGGAGCUGUGCAGCCACGAAAGACUCUUCCAGCCCUACUACUACCAUGAGCCCCCGGAGCCCCAGCCCCCAGUGACUACAGACACCCUUUGAGCACACAGCCCCUCCAUCUGAUGGCCGCAGCUAGACUCUGGGCCUGGUCUCUGCAGUCCAGACCUCUGCACCUCCAGGCUUAGCAGGGAGACCAGGCUUCCCAAACCAAGUGCCUUGAGCUGCCACUGUGCAGCCAGCGGAGGCUAAUGCUGACCUCAGGAAGUGGAAGAGGUGGCCCCUCCUCUACAGGGAGCUGGGAAGAGGCUGGCCCUGAAAGCUUUCUAGGCAGGAUGUCUGCAAAGGAGGGUCCAUCCCAGAGGCUGCAAGAGGAGCACCAUUGACCUUCUGCUGGAUGAACUCGUGUCAACCGACAUUUCUUUUUAAAAUUUCUGUCUGACAGCAGUGUGGAGGCCUUUCUGGAAGGGAGUAAGGGAACCCUAAGGCUUGCCUGUGUGUUGGGAUGCAGUAAGCGCUUCUGCUGGAAAUGGGCUUGAGAGGUAUGGGGCAUGGAAGAGGUCAUUCACAAGUAUUGCCCUGGGCACAGGAGGCGCCUCAUUGAUCGUAAAGAGGCCCUUAGACUCCAGAUUAAUGGUAGCCAGUGUUGCUUCAGGCAGCAAAGCCGUGAGCAUCGGGCGUGAAGUUAGGGGCUGGUCAGCAAUGCACUCAGACCCCUGAAGUGCAUCUGUAGCUCUCUGGAAGACAAAGAGAACACUCUGUUCUGGAAGCGGUGCUGGCCCAGCACAGCCAUGACCUGUGGUAGAUUGUGUCCUCGGCCGUUUGGGCCAGAGGUGAAGAGUUCACAGACAGGGACAGGCCUCAAGAACAAAUGGGAGCAGCCCACAGGGAGCCUCCCAGCCACGCAGAGAAAGCUCUGAGCCAGAGAGUGACUUGUAAGGUCCCUCUGUCCCAGAGGCCAACAGAUGAGGACACACAGUGAGUCAGAACCCGGCACAGAGAUCCAAGGCCAGGGUCACCCCCGGCUUGCUGAGCCAGAUUUGAUGGUUCUCCUGGCAAGUUUUAAUGACUGUAUUUUAAUCUUACUAUAGAAAGCUCCAUUAGCCUAAGUGAGCUAAACUUGAUGCUUACUUGUGAAGAAGAAAUGCAAGCUCUAUUACCUUCUAUUCUGUAUGGUACCAAAAACUGCCAUCCCCUUAAGAGUGUUCCAUGGAGAACUCUCUCUAAUGCUGAAACUAAAGCAUUCUAGCAACACCGUGUAAACGUAUUCAUGUCAAAGUGACAUUCCUUACAUGAUCACUUCCUAUUUUCUCUAAAAUUAAUACCAUUUUUAACUUUAUUUUCAGUGAGAACUUUUCCUGUGUCUCCUUCGUGAGGGGUUAGAGGGUAGAGCGCAGUGAAGUCUGAAGUCUUUGGGAGGAAUCACCCUGUGAAUUUCUGCAGCCAGCGCAGGGGCACUGCUGGUGAGCUGAGGUUCUACUAGUUUCCUGGAGAAAGCAGCAUUGUCAGCUUUCACAGGGACAGAAGUCCUCGCUGCCUCUUCCUGUGAGAGGUCUUCUGGAUAUGUGUGCAUCAGGGCCACUUAUCCAAAGCCUAUUCUGCCUCUAGAAUUCAAUUCUUUAUGCUUUCAAAAUGGCCGAAGUGGCCAGAGUGGCCUUUCUUCUGAACAGGACCCUAUGUCUUUGAAACUCAGCAGUGACCCCAUCUGUGGAACCUUGGCCCCAUCAUUGGCUCCCUGGGCAUCUCCUACCUUCGCACUUUGCCAGUGGACUCAAGAAGUGACAGUACAAGAGAAAGUGUGAGGAGAUAGGGGGGUGCCAGGCUGGACCUAACAGGACCGCCACGGGACUGCCGCUCCCCUGUUCUUGUGGCUGUUUUUCCUCUUGAGGAAGGCCCGGUUGGUUUCUAGAGGUCCUCGCUGUUUGAACCCAAGUUGCUAGGAGACAGCUUUUUCUCAAAUGCCUUUUCCACUUACCAGUUAAUUUCUAAGGACUUCAAUUUUGUAAAAUCUUUUAUUCAUUGUGUUUUGUUUGAGCAUUUACUCUGUCGAGCUGGGCAGGCUGUGGAGGCUAGGGAAAUGGGUGAACGAGACAAAAGAAACUUCUGCUGUCAUAAACCUUCUCAUGAGAGAGCCGGCAGCAAAUGAGUAUCAGGGCCCUAAAGAAACCCAAAUAGCUGGGGAAAGGUGUAGUGUGGGGCUUGCCCCUUUUCUGCCCUAGUACUGCCCGUGUCUGAGACCCCAUUGGCUCCAUUCAGGCCACCUUGUGUCUGUCCUCUCCUUUACUCUGAGGGACCCAGGUCAUCUAAAGAGGUCUUGGGGCACUUUUGAUGAAAACCUCUUGGGCGUCGUCUGGUGUAUUCCAGUCUCUGAAAGCUUGGUGGCCCCUUGUGUUUGGCUCCUAAGGAGGAGGGGACUUUCUUCAAGCCUGAACAGCUCUUCAGCAUUGGGUGUCAUUAGCUCAAGUUACAGGGCUCUUAUUAUUCUUGGCAGGCUGUUUACCUUUUAGAAGUGUACCGUCUUCAUCUCAAAGACAGAACUGAAUGACCUCCUUCAAGAAUCAAAGGAUACUGUAACUUGCUUAAGUCUUGUGUUGAACCUUUCUCUGGCAUGAACCUUUUUUCUUGUUGCUUCUUAAAUCUUCCAUUUAUAUUUAAAAGUUCCACAUGUCAUUGGCACCAAAGCAUUUGCACUUUUGGGAACACUGGUGUCACCUGGUAUGUCACUAGAUCAUCCCUUGGCUGAACAUGAGCCCACGCUGAAGAGGCAACCCUAAAAAGUCAGUGAAGCGGUUGUCCUAGGCUCUUUCCCCUGAGAUCACUGGUCAGUCACAGCCCAGUAUCAUGUUGGAGGUCCCAGGACUAGUGGGUCCAGCUGCUGCUUUCCUUUUACCAGCUUUGAAGAUAAGUUAGUUCCUCAUCGGAGCUGACCUGACUUGUGAAGAGGCUUUGCAAGUGAUCAUUGGCAGUUCUUUCUUCGCCUGCUUUAGAGAUGGUCACUCUCUUUUCAGGGAUAGGACUUUGGCCACAUGUGUUUUCCUGAUGGCUCCGCCCCACCUAGUCCCCGAUCUUCAUUUGUCUGCUUCCCAUUCAUUGUCUUUGUUCUGCAUUGGAGGAGCCAGCAGCCCUGGAAAGAGCCACUUGAAGUUUCCCCAUUAGCCCUGCUCUCUGCUGCUCUUGGUAUUCCUUGAAAUUGCACUUCUUUGUUUCCCAGCCCUUCUUUCCUGCCCUUCCACAUCGGGGAGCAGUGGUGUUCAUCGCUGGCCUGCAUCUGGCCUUGUGCGGAAGAAAGUCCUCAUUCUGUGUGGGGAUCCCAAAUUUCAGGGUUGGGCAAGCCAAUUAACCUCUAGUGCAAGGUGUCCACUCUUUUCUUCUUUGUGAAAUAAUGAUUUCUCAUGAAUAAGUCUGGUUUGUUAGGCACUUUUAAGUCUUUAUAUAUUCAUUGGAAAGCCACAAAGGGCACAUCUGCUAUGGGUCUCCCUGGAGCAGCCUUAACCAUACUGCCAGCCCACGUCCCCGUGGGCUCACCGUCCUGUGCGCUGUGGGCUUGGUGGGUACAGUGUUCCUUCCUUCCUUGUGUCCCUGAAGCUGUGACAGGGAGGGGGACUCCCCACUCACCUCCACAUCACAGUCUGCACACAUCGUUCUCACCUGUAUGCCUUGUUGUAGUGUUCUUUUGCAAUGAUCUAUUUAUUGAACCUAUUUAUAUUUAUUUAAUUUUUACUCUGAAGUAUAACCAGUUACAAUUGCACUUGCUAAAAGCAUAUCAGAUCUAUUUUGGACAGCAUCCCUGACCAUUUUAAAACUGGAAAAAGAAAAGUUAUACUGUAUCCUUCUGCUUUGCAGUAAGUAGUCUUAUCCUUAAAGGGUGAAUAAUUUGGUCGGGGUAAAAUGUUCAUUUUUGGGUGAUUUUUUUUUCCAUUUUGAAAUCCUGUGCCAUUGUCUUCUCUAUGAACAGUUAAUUGGUAAAUGUUGAUCAUGAGAUAUAAUCCUCUUUAUGGAACCUAAAGUCCUUUUUAGCUUUCUAUUUUGUAAACUGCCAGAUUGUACAACUUUUUAUGUGUAUUUUUAAUGCUUGAUGAUAAGAGGUCAUUAUCGAAGCUAAACAGCCUAUUUUUGUACCUCCUGUACAGUUUUAUAAUUCUGCUGAUCAAUGAUGGUGACUUAUUGUUGAGCCAAGUACAAAUAAAAGUAGUUUUAGAUUUGGA